AAACUCGAUGUGAAUGAUAAAAUAUCUUUUUGCUGACAGUUAAUAAAACUCCUAUUGUGCGUGCAUAAAUAUUUUUUAUAAAAAUUUUGUGUUUUCUGUACGAUUUAUAUAAUCAAUAAAAAAUAGUAUAUCAGUACAACACAAUAAAUCAGUGUGUGAAAAUUCUCCAAAGGUAAAGGAUAUAUUAAUAUUUAUGGCAAUCUCAUAUUAUGUAUCAACACUAACAGCAAAUAGUCUCUGUGCAAUGUGUGUCAUAGUUACAAUGAUGUUCUAACAAAAAUUAUUUUCAUUCAUGGAAAUUUGAUGUGUCUGGUGAUAAGUUUCUAAUUGUAGUUCAUAAUUAUUCUUCGUUAUUUUAAAACAUUUUACUUCUGUUCUAAUAAUGAUAAACAGAAGUAGUUUCAUUUCAUUGUUUUGUGUUCAUAAUAUGGAAAUAAUUUAAUUAAGCAAGCAUUGUGAUAAAUUAAUCAAGUAAAGAAGAAUAAUUUGGUUAAAGUUACACUUUAAACGAACUUUUCAUGCAGUGCUUUACUGAACAGUUAUAAAUACAUUAAAAUUAAAUAUUACUGAUUACAGUUGCAGAUAAUUAAGCUGUGUGUCACUUCAUAAAAUAUGUAUGUUAAACAUAUAUUUAUACACAAGAAAUAUAAAUUGUGAUUUUUUCUGUUUGCACUGGGAAAAUAUUUUCUUUAUAAAGUUUUUAUAAUUUAAUAUUCGUAAAUAGAAUUACACUUUGUUGUCUUUCUUGUAUUUAUGUUAAUGAAUAUGAGCUUACUUUUCUUGUGCAUGAUAGAACAUUGAUAUCAAAAUUGGAAAUUAAAGUUGUUUUUUUUUAAAUCUUUAUAGAUAAUUUCAAACCUUUUGAGUCAGUGAAACUGAAAAAAAAUUUCUUUGUUUAUAAUGAACUUUAUUUCUGCAGUGUCUUUGUUUAUUAAAUGCUAAUACAAUCAAAUUUGAUAAUUUCACAAUCAUAAUAGUUAAUAUCAUAAAGUAAAAUAAAUUAAUUUAGUUUUGUACCUUGAUAUGUUCAACAAAAGAGAAAUAUUAAAGCUGGUUAUGAAAAAUAAAAAAUGUUUACAUCUCAAUUUAAUUUAAAUUAAUGCUUUCAAAGAUGCACCUAUUAACAAAUCAAAUGCCUGUUGUAAGGUGACCAUAUUUCUACAGUAUUAUACUUUAUUUAAUUAAUAAUUAAGUCAAACUAAGUGACUUGAUACAGCAUCUCUUUUUUGUAUCAUAUGUAAUUAAGGCCUAAUUUAAUUCAGAACAAGUAUCCUGUAAGUAAACCUUAUUCUUGUUAUUGUAACAAGAGGUUUUCAGGAAAAAGUUCGACUAAACACUGUGAAAUUCUUACUGGUGAGAAUACUUUUUCUUGUUGUAUAUGUAAUAAGAUAUUCCCAAUGAAUUAACACAGUUGUGUUCAUAGUGGGGAAAAACCUUAUUCUUGUACUAUAUGUAAUAACAGUUUUUCAGGGGGGAAAAAAUAAUAUGACUAAGCACAGUCGUGCUCAUACUGGUAAGAUACUUUUUUCUUGUACCAUAUGUAAUAAGAGUUUUUCACAAAAAAGUCAUCUCACUACACAUGGUCGUGUUCAUACCGGUGAGAAGCCUUAUUCUUGCAGUUUAUGUCAUAAGAGUUUUUCAUUGAAAAGUUAUCUGAGAAAACACUGUCGUCUUCAUACUGGUGAGAAGCCUUAUUCUUGUAGCAUGUGUGAUAAAAGUUUUUCAUUGAAACGUUAUCUGAGAAAACACAGUCGUGUUCAUACUGGUGAAAAGCCUUAUUCUUGUAGUUUUUGUAAUAAAAGUUUUUCAUUCAAUUGUAAUCUGAGAAAACACUAUCGUGUUCAUACUGGUGAGAAGCCUUAUUCUUGCAGUUUAUGCCAUAAGAGUUUUUCACAAAAAAUGAUUCUGAAUCAACACAGUCGUGUUCAUACUGGUGAGAAGCCUUAUUCUUGUAGUAUAUGUAAUAAGAGUUUUUCACUAAAAGGUAAUCUGACACGACACAGUCUUGUUCAUACUGGCGAGAGGCCUUAUUCUUGCAGUUUAUGUAAUAAAAGUUUUUCAAUAAAAAGUAAUCUAAGAGAACAUGGUAGUGUUCAUAGUGGUGAGAAGCCUUAUUCUUGUAGUAUCUGUAAUAAAAGUUUUUCACGAAAAGCUAGCUUGACACAACACAGUCGUGUUCAUACUGGUGAUAAGGCUUAUUCUUGCAGUUUAUGUCAUAAGAGUUUUUCACAAAAACUGAUUCUGAAUCAACAUAGUUGUGUUCAUACUGGGGAGAAGCCUUAUUCUUGCAGUAUAUGUAAUAAGAGUUUUUCAGAAAGAGGUAAUCUGACAAAACACAGCCGUGUUCAUACUGGUGAGAAGCCUUAUUCUUGUAGUAUAUGUAAUAAGAGUUUUUCACUAAAAAGUUAUCUGAAAGAACACAAUCGUGUUCAUACUGGUGAGAAGCCUUAUUCUUGUAGUAUAUGUAAUAAGAGUUUUUCACUAAAAGGUAAUCUGACACGACACAGUCUUGUUCAUACUGGCGAGAGGCCUUAUUCUUGCAGUUUAUGUAAUAAGAGUUUUUCACAAAAACUGAUUCUGAAUCAACAUAGUUGUGUUCAUACUCGGGAGAAGCCUUAUUCUUGCAGUAUAUGUAAUAAGAGUUUUUCACUAAAAAGUAAUCUGAAAGUACACAAUCGUGUACAUACCGGUGAGAAGCCUUAUUCUUGCAGUUUAUGUAAUAAGAGUUUUUCACAUAAAAGUCAUUUCACUAGACAUGGUCGUGUUCAUACUGAUGAGAAACCUUAUUCUUAGAUCACCUUUGAACGUUUUUAUGCCUAUAUUCGACCAAAAUUUGAAGAAUGCACAAGAUUACACAAACUCUUAAAAAAUAAUCGAAAUUAGUAAAUCAUAAUAAGUUUUUUUUUAUUCGAAAAACUAUUUAACUAUAUAAUUAAAUUUAAUAAGGAAAUAUGCAAAUGGUUUUUAUGUGUCAUUUUGAAAUAACUCCCCAGUUCAUUAAAACAAAAAUUUUGUCAUGAGGUUUUUAUGUAUUAGUGUGUGAUAUUAAUUUGUAGUUCUUUUCUUAUAAUGGUUCAGCACAUUUUCAAUAUCUUGUUAUAAAUAUUUCUAUUUUUUUAUUGACGGUUAAAGAAAAUGCACAUUAUUUAAUUUUAUACUUAUACUGUGUAUUUUAUUUUUUAAGCUAUCAUAAUGAUGUUCAUGUGAGGUGAUUUAUCGUCACAUUUUAUGUAAAGUAAAAAUUUUCAACUUUUUUAACAAUCAUGUUCCUAAUGUUGAAUAAUCUAUUUUUUGUUGUGUGUGUGAUAAAAUAUUUUUACAAAAUAGAUAGCUUUCAGGUUGCUCAUAGUCGUGUUUAUUAUGGUAUAAUCUAACUUUUGUAUGGUGCGAGAUAAUAUUGUACUUAUUGUCAAAUGAGAUUACUCAGCACUUUAAAAAGUUGAAUUUGUAAUUCUGGAUAAUGUAAUUUUUGUGUGUGUGUGCGUAAUAAAAUUUUCUCAUAAAAUAGCA
Messenger RNA from Parasteatoda tepidariorum (common house spider), 3510 nucleotides. Lineage: Eukaryota; Metazoa; Arthropoda; Arachnida; Araneae; Theridiidae. The record is from RefSeq and is a predicted model, not a curated record.